CGGGCAUAAGAAACACCGGCAUGUUCAACUCCGAGCACGCAUACUCGGCCGUUUAACGAACUUAUGAUCAUAUUUUACUACGCUUCAGGGAAUAUAUAUAGUAAUGAAGGACUCCGUAAACUAAUAGCCAGGCUGAUUUCAUUGUAAUUGUUAUAGUGAGUGGGAUUCUGUCACUCAUCUCCAUGGACUACGUCUUACCAUCUGUCGUCAACCGGGCCAUCGGCCCUCAAAAAGUCCCCCGGUCUCCGAUCCCCCUUCCAAAAAAGCACCAACUCCCCCUGGAACAGCCACACGCGCAAGACCGGUCCUUAUAAAAGCCCCCGAAACCCGGGAUUAACGGCCGAUAAACCAUCUUUACCUCCGGCGCAUCAGUAAAUCACACAGAACCUCAUCUCGUGUCAUCAAUUUACUCUUUUCUUCUCUUUUUUCGUUUAUUAACUUUCUUGGCAUUCUUUUCAAUGAACUAAAAACUAUGGAUGAAUGCCUCAUCAGUCAGGAUCGCCAGGAUGCGGCGCAGAAGACGAGGGCUUGUACGAAUUGCGCAAGGUUGAAGAUGAAGUGUCAGUGGCCUAGUUCUGGAUCUGGACGUGUAGAAAAGACAUGUUCGAGAUGUUUGAGGAUGGAGCUUGAUUGUCAGGUACCGGAAAUUACACAGAGAAGAAAACGCGGCAAGUCAACACGAGUCGCUCAAUUAGAGAAAAAGAUUGAUGGCAUCGUCUCUCUCCUCUCCGCAAACCAACGCAAAGGCCUCUCCCCUCUAACACCAGAAAGUCCCCAAGAAGUCCAAUCCCAUCCUCCAUGCCAACCUCACACCCAAGAAAACCCCUUCACAACAAACCACGACAUGAUCAACCAAAUCCCCGACGACAGCGUCCGCUUCAGCACAGACGUUGAAUUAUUUCCUGGCUUUCGCAUCUCACAGCAGGAAGCCUCUGACCGUCUUGAUGUUUACCGCCGGGACUACGUACCGCAUUUUCCCUUCGUUCCUGUGCCGAGUUCAAUGUGUGCUUCGGAACUCUAUGUUGAGUCGAGAGUGUUGUUUUGGACGAUAUUAGCGGUUGUUUCGCCGCUGGGGGAUAAAGUGCAGAUGGAGUUUAAGGCGUGGUUUAGGAGAUAUCUUGCUGAGCAUCUUGUUGUGAGGCAGGAGAAGUCUAUUGACAUAUUGCAAGCGAUGUUGAUCUACCUAGCAUGGAAUGACUUUCACUUUUAUGGAGAGCUUCAAGUCACCAAUAUUAUACAGAUGGCUAUCGGUCUAGUCAUUGAUCUCAGACUCGACAAACACGCAGGACACUUUCUGGGAGGACCAAAGACGCUACUCGGCGAUGCAUGGACGUCAAUGAGCAAGCAUCCGAUCAAGAUGAAGAUCCAUCAGACAGCAGCAGACAAGCGCGCUGUUCUAGGCGUAUACCACAUAACAAACCUACUCAGCCCAUACUUCAGAAAGAGCACCAUCUUCCACUGGAGCACACAUCUAGCUUCAUGCUGCGAAAACCUCACCGAAGCACGCGAGUAUGAUUCAGAUAUAUAUCUCGUAUCCCUCGUUCGAAUGCAACAUAUGGCCGAUCGGGGAUUUAGCGUCAUACCAGCCAUUGAUCCAUUCGAUCCUACACCUCCGACAUUCCACGCCGUAACAGCCAUGGCCCUUGAUACGGUCCAUCGCGAAUUGGAGAACUACUUUAAGCUACAACCUGAAUCUGUAAAGCAAAUACCUGGCUUCAGAGCCCACUACAACUCCAUCCUCGUCCGUCUCUACGAACCAAUCCUCACAAUGAAACCCUCCAGCUUACUAUCCCCCGACACACCCCCAUCCGAACCCUUUCUCCGCUCCGAGUAUCUCUGGAAAUGUCUCGAAGCCGUCCAAAACACCCUCGAAAACCACGUCAUCCUUCCCCCAGAAAAAAUCUCCAUCCUCCCCGUAACAGUAUCCUGCGUCCUCGCCUUCGUAACAGUCACAGCAUCACGCUUGAUAAUGGCCGAGAACUCUACAGACUGGGAUCCAAAAGCCGCACGUCGACGUCUUCAAUUCCAGGAUAUUCUCCAACGAUUGAGCGAUCAGUUUGCGCAGGCUGAUGAGGAAGCGCAGAGGCUGAAUAGGAGACGUAGGGUUAUGGAGGAUGGGAGUAGUGUGUUUCUAAAGUCGUGCUUCAAGGUGAGGUGGAUUAGACAGUGGUAUUUGUCAAAGAUUCCGCAGGAGGAACAGCAGUUGUUGGUGCAGCAGCCGCAGACUACGGUGGAGAGCUCGAGUGUGUUGCAGAGUAAUCCGGAUUGGGCGACUAAUCUUCAGUUUGAUGAUGAGUUUUGGGCGGACUUGUUGACGGGGUUUGAUAUGGAGGCGUUUGACAGGUCUCUUACUACUGUUGCGGCCCAAUAGCGCGAUUGACGCUGUCUCGCAUUUGACUUACAGCAUGUACUAGUAUUUAAUGAUCCCUAUAAUUCACCAAUUGGAAUGAUAAAG
This is a messenger RNA of Fusarium redolens, 2455 nucleotides long. RefSeq lists its product as uncharacterized. Bases 473 to 2371 code for a protein of 632 amino acids. Gene Ontology annotation, cellular component: nucleus. Gene Ontology annotation, molecular function: zinc ion binding; DNA-binding transcription factor activity, RNA polymerase II-specific; transcription cis-regulatory region binding. The transcript has 6 exons. Gene Ontology annotation, biological process: regulation of DNA-templated transcription. NCBI's taxonomy places the organism in Eukaryota, Fungi, Ascomycota, Sordariomycetes, Hypocreales, Nectriaceae. The record is from RefSeq and is a predicted model, not a curated record.